Messenger RNA from Drosophila suzukii, 2383 nucleotides. Its product is annotated as probable peptidoglycan muropeptide transporter SLC46. Lineage: Eukaryota; Metazoa; Arthropoda; Insecta; Diptera; Drosophilidae. Gene Ontology annotation, cellular component: membrane. Gene Ontology annotation, molecular function: transmembrane transporter activity. The record is from RefSeq and is a predicted model, not a curated record. Gene Ontology annotation, biological process: transmembrane transport.
AUUUUAGUCGCCGAGUUCAGCUCAACGCCGAUGGUUUAGACACUGAACACUGAACACUGAGCACCGAAAGCCACCAGCUCGUUAAGCCGAAAGUGGCGUCUGAAUAAAUACAAAAAAAAAAAUAAUAAUAUAAAUAAAUAUAAAUAAAAACACAGAAGGCACCGCUCUCGUUCGCUGUACAUUGUACACGUACAUGGACUUUUAAUUCAAUUCCCAUUACCAUUCCAAAAAAAAAGAAAAAAGAAAACGAUCCAACUGCAAUUGCAGCCGUGUCAAUGUAGAUGAUUGCCAGCAAACAGAAAAAAAGCGGCGAUUAAAAAACAAACAAACUAGUCGAAAGGAGGCGAAAAUCAGUGAGUCUCAGAUCCUUUCUACUCCUUUAGCAGGAUGUCACCCAAGGACGGCAGCCUGGGCGAUGCCAAGUUCGCCAAAUACACGGUGAACCAUGAGCCACCGCCACCGCCUCCGGCGACCACGAUGACGACACAGUCCACCGGUGUGGACAAAACGAUGGCCAAGGAAAAGGACAAUGGCACAACGACCCCGCCCCCGAAACGCUCCUGGCGGGAGAAGAUCCGCCUGGUGGCCAACAACGUCACCGUGGAACCCAUCCUGGCCGCCUACAUCAUGCCCAGCGUGCUCUCCAACCUGGCCACCCAGAACCUCAACCUGGAGAAGGCCUGCCGGGUGAACAUGGCCUACGGGGACGAGGUCUGCGAUGCUCUCACCCGCCGCCAAACAGCCAACUACACACUAGAGGAAGAGACGGUGCAGCAGAUGGUGGCGCGGAUGGCCGCCUGGAAGACGGUGAUCCAGUCCCUGUUCCCCUGCCUGCUGAUCCUGUUCUGGGGAUCCUGGAGUGACCGCCACCGCCGGCGGAAGCCCUGCAUCCUCAUCCCGGUGGUGGGCGAGUUCCUCGGCGUGGUGGGCCUGAUGCUGUGCGUCUACUUCGAGAAGGCGCCCAUGGAGGCGGCCGCCCUCACGGAGGCCAUCUUCCCCUCCCUCAGCGGCGGAUGGUUCACCAUGCUGAUGGGGGUCUUCAGCUACAUAGCGGACAUCACCACGGAGGAGGACCGCACGCUGCGGAUCGGGAUCCUCAAUGUGUGCUUCUCGGUGGGGGUGCCCAUCGGAAUGGCCUUCAGCGGAGUCCUGCUCAAGCAAAUUGGCUUCUAUGGUGUAUUUUCGAUCUCGGCUGCCUUCUACGUGAUAGCCUUCGUCUACGGGUUCUUCUUCUUGGAGGAGCCGGUGGCCCGACCGGAGAAGACUGCCGGGGAGCAGAAGAGCCUGCUGGCGGACUUCUUCGACAGGGAUCACGUGGUCCAGACCUUCCGGGUGGCCUUCAAAAAAGGCGAGAACCAGCGUCGCAAACGGGUCAUCCUGCUGAUGAUAGUGGUGAUGGUAAUCAUUGGUCCGCUCCACGGUGAGAUGGCAGUGACGUAUUUGUUCACGCGAUUCCGCUUCAAUUGGUCUGAGGUGGAGUUCAGUUUCUUCUCGACCUAUGCCAUGUUCACGGGUCUCAUCGGCGUGAUCUUCUGCGUGGGCGUGCUGUCGCACAAGCUGAACAUCGAUGAUGCCCUGGUGGGCGUUUUGUCCAGCACCUCGAAGAUCCUGUCGUCCUUCGUCUAUGCCUUUGCCACACUACCAUGGCAUAUGUAUCUGGGCGGACUGGUGGAGAUCUUUAAUGGAACAGCCUUCAUUGCGAUGAGGUCUAUAGCCACCAAACUGGUGUCCAAAGAUGAACUGGGCAAGGUGAACUCGCUGUUUGGCGUGGCGGAGGCCUUGAUGCCCAUGGUCUUUGCCCCCAUGUACACCACUCUGUAUGCGGCCAGUCUGAGGGUUCUGCCAGGAGCCUUCUUCCUCCUCGGCGGCGGUCUCACCCUGUUUUCUGUGUUCAUAUUCCUAUGGAUGUACCGCUUCCAGGUUCGCCAGCGACGGAAACUAGCCUCCUCGGAUGCGGAAAACGCCUCCGUCAAGGAUCCCAAUGGCAAUAUCAACGCCAUCGAAGCUUUGGUUUUGGCCAGCGAGGGCAAGGGUCAGAUGAACGGCAUCAUUGCCAAUGUGAUACACGAAUCCCUGGAGCAUGCCGAUCCACCCACUAACACUAGCAACGCGGUGACCUCGCGACCCCACGAAACACGGGGCAUCGAGAACCAAGGAUUCGUCCAGGAGGAGGUCAAGGUCAAGGAUUGUUAGGCGAGAUGAGAGCGGGAUCAGCGUAUUACAAUCCCAUCCUCAUGUACAUACUCACAUUCCGCUAAGGGAAUCGGGAUCGGGAGUGGGGAGAACCGGAAAGUGAUUCGAAAUACCAGGAAUUUCUAGUGCUAGUAAAUCGAUUCGAUGCUAUUAAAUUAAAAUUCAUUAAAAAAAAUACUAGAUUACAAAA